UAUAUAAAACGCGGAUGAUCAACCCCAGCCCACCCACUUCCUCUCCGCAUUUCGCCACAGUAUGCCAGUGGACACCAAGCACCCAGAAGUACUCGUGGUUGGUGCUGGACCCUCUGGUCUCGUGCUUGCCCUCUCACUCAUCCAAAAUGGCGUGUCGGUCCGCAUAAUCGACAGAAAUCCAGAAAUACGUGCUGGUCAACGGGGAGCAGGAAUCAUGCCGCGGUCUAUGGAGUUGUUUGAGCUCCUCGGGCUAUCGAAGCCCAUUCUCGACAUUGGUUUCGUUACCCCACCAGUAAAAACAUACGACCUACAUAAAGGCUUGGAAUGCUCGGGGACUUUUGAAAUAGCACCAUACAUGGAACCAACAGCCGCGUUCCCAUACCUUAACAUACUGUGCCUCGGGCAAGACCAUCUAGAAACUAUACUUCGGAGAGAGCUGGAGGAAAAGUAUCAUUGCCCCGUUGAGCUAGGCACGGAACUUCUCUCGUUCUCGCAGGAAAAAGACCAUGUCAACGCAAAACUAAGAACGCUCGAUGGUACGGAGCAAGAUCUUACGUUUUCAUGGUUACUUGGAGCCGAUGGUGCACGGGGAGUUGUGCGGAAAAUGUUGGGUCUGUCCUUCCUUGGGGAAACCAGCAACAUUGAUAAGAUAGUGGUGGGAGAUAUUUUUGUCGAAGGGCUGGAACAAGAGUUUUGGCAUAUGUGGGGUGAUGCCGGGAGCACACUAAUCAGUCUCCGACCCACGGAAACUCCCUCGUUAUUCAAUUUCAUCUUGACUGGCAAGAACAUUGAUAACGCUUCAAUGUCCCAUGACUUGGAUGGUCUUCGAGAGACAUUUAACCAAUGUACGGGAGCAGGCGACUCUGUGAAAUGGGGCAAAAUAAAUUGGGUCUCAAAUUACCGACCCAAUAUUCGGAUGGUCGACAGUUUCGGGGAAGGGAGGGUCUUCUUAGCUGGAGACUCUGCACAUGUGCAUAGCUUCACCGGAGGCCAGGGCAUGAACACAGGAAUCCAGGACUCGUUUAACCUCGCCUGGAAGCUCGCAUUAGUGCAACGAGGCCUGGCAUCCCCUUCACUCCUCCGAACAUACACCGAAGAGCGCCUUCCCGUUAUCGCCGAAAUGCUCAACCAGACGACCGUUCUACUGAAGCAAACAUUCAUAAAAAAAGAAAAGCCCUCCGCGUGGCGUCGCGGGGGCAGCCUCCUCCAGCUUGGAGUGAACUACCGGUGGAGUUCCAUAGUAGUUGACGAGCAGUCGGACGACGAGGAUGAUUACUCUGAUGAUGAGGAUGACUUCCCUGACUCAUACGGAGAGGACCUUGGCGCCCAGUUACGUGCCGGAGACCGUGCCCCUGAUGCACCGGGUCUGCUAAACUUGACCUUAGAAGAAGACAGACCUACGACAACGAAGAGGCUUUUCGAGCUAUUCGGUGCCUCACAUCAUACAAUAUUGGUGUUUGCGCGGGACCUUCACCGAUGUUCUACAAUACUAAAAGGUAUCUCAUCGUCAUGCCCGAAGGGACUCAUUCGGACUGUUCAAAUCGUCCGCGCUGACUUUGGACGGCAUGUGGAAUGUGGUCCCUUCUGCGCGGAUUACACGGUCGAGGAUACCCGAGGGCAUGCAUAUGAUGCGUAUUCCUUGACCGAAGGAUGUUGCGCCGUUGUGGUAAGGCCGGACGGCUUCAUUGGGGCAAUUGUGCAGGAUAACAAUGGCCUAAGGCAAUACUUUCGUGGAAUAUUCGGUUCGAAUUGAUGUCCCUAUUGCUGUCUUUGAUGAGGUCCCUCAUACCACUACGCUAAUUAAU
Molecule: messenger RNA, 1805 nt
Organism: Desarmillaria tabescens
Lineage: Eukaryota; Fungi; Basidiomycota; Agaricomycetes; Agaricales; Physalacriaceae
Product: FAD binding domain-containing protein
Exons: 9
Coding region: 62-1753 (563 amino acids)
Molecular function (GO): oxidoreductase activity; FAD binding
Source: RefSeq, a predicted model, not a curated record